Molecule: messenger RNA, 490 nt
Organism: Dicrocoelium dendriticum
Lineage: Eukaryota; Metazoa; Platyhelminthes; Trematoda; Plagiorchiida; Dicrocoeliidae
Source: the annotation of a GenBank genome assembly
UGCAGAUUUACUGCAUUGCUAUUCAGUCCAUGCCAGAUGCUUCGUUGUCAUGAGUCCAACAGAUAAAAGUGAGUCAACAAAACUGGUUGUUUACAUGAGUAACCGCUCAAAAAGAUCACAAGAAUCAUAAAAAGCCUACGAGAGGACCGCAAAAAUCAUUGGAAAAUGAGAUCUCAGAGAUGUUUGUAUUCGUGGAAGCAGAAGCAGUCGAUGAUUCUGUGGUUACUCCGGAACCAGAGGAUGUCAGGAUACUGGAGUCGGUGCACAAUAAAAUAGCAACUAGGCGCAUCCGGCGAAAGCUCCUGGCUCAAGCGCCAUUCAUCGUAGAGUCGCCUCCAGAUUUGGACAUCCUCUCUGUUUCUCCAGAGUUUCUUCUGGCUAACAGCAGCAUCCCGGAGCAUCGGAAAGCGGUCCAAAGGGAACAAGGAAUUCGUUCUCCCGUGUAAUUAAAACACUUCCAAUUAUUAAAACACCGAACGUUAGUCAAAAA